This is a messenger RNA of Drosophila busckii, 745 nucleotides long. Its product is annotated as probable RNA methyltransferase CG11342. Gene Ontology annotation, molecular function: O-methyltransferase activity; RNA methyltransferase activity. NCBI's taxonomy places the organism in Eukaryota, Metazoa, Arthropoda, Insecta, Diptera, Drosophilidae. Gene Ontology annotation, biological process: negative regulation of pre-miRNA processing; miRNA metabolic process. Gene Ontology annotation, cellular component: cytoplasm. The transcript has a single exon. The record is from RefSeq and is a predicted model, not a curated record. Bases 7 to 714 code for a protein of 235 amino acids.
CACACUAUGGAGCAUCGCAACGAUCCCGGAGCUGUCCAAUAUGGAAAUUUUAUGAAUUAUUAUCAAUUUAAUUCGGCCACCGAGCGUGUAAAGUUACUACCGAAAGCUGAGGUUUGGUCGGACGAACAUGAGGAGCCAGGUGAAGUCAAGCCCUAUCUCGUGCUGGAUGUGGGCUGUAAUUGUGGUGUAUUUACACAUCUGUUGCAUGAGUUUUUGGAAGAGGAAUUAAAGCGACCCGUCCAUAUCCUGGGAGUAGAUAUUGACCCUCGGCUCAUACAAAGAGCUGAAGAGAACAAUACUUGCCCAGAGAGUAUAAGUUACGCUUGCGUGGAUGUGUUGGAUGAAACUGCAUUUGAAGACAUUCUGGACUACUUGGAGAAGCGACAGCGGGAAAAGUUUAACGCUGUUUGUUGUUAUUCCAUAACCAUGUGGAUUCAUUUAAACCAUCAUGACAACGGAUUGCAGCUAUUUCUAAAAAAGCUGUCGCAACUCUCGAGACUUUUUGUUGUGGAACCUCAGCCUUGGAAGUGUUACCAAACUGCUGAGCGGCGCCUAAAGAAAUCUGGAGAAGUAUUUCCGCUCUUCUUAGAGCUUCAAUGGCGUUCUAAUGUUGAAGAAGAAAUUCAGAAAUAUUUGAAUCAUGUGUUAAAACGACGGAAAAUAUUCGAAUCCACUCCAACCAAGUGGCAGCGACGCAUUUGCUUCUACAGAUGACAUUUCUUUAGACACUUAAAUUUAUUUUUAA